Danaus chrysippus (African queen) is the source of this 540-nucleotide messenger RNA. The record is from the annotation of a GenBank genome assembly. NCBI's taxonomy places the organism in Eukaryota, Metazoa, Arthropoda, Insecta, Lepidoptera, Nymphalidae.
AUGUCUCUUCUACCAUUCAUGUUUGACUACGACUGGCCACGCCACAGACCCAGCCGUCUUCUAGACCAAGACUUCGGCCUGGCUAUAACUCCGGAUGAUUUAUUAACAAUCGUCGCUUCUCCAAUGCAAACCCGGGACUAUUUUAGACCCUGGCGUCAAUUAGCAAACAUCCGAGACAUCGGUUCCAGUCUCAAGGCGGAUAAGGAUAAGUUCCAGAUUAAUUUGGACGUCCAACACUUUUCGCCUGACGAAAUAUCAGUGAAGACAUCCAAUGGCUAUAUAGUUGUUGAGGGAAAACAUGAGGAGAAACAGGAUGAACACGGCUUUAUUUCCCGUCAGUUUGUGAGAAGGUAUGCCCUGCCUGAUGGCUGUAACCCUGAUACUGUUGAAUCUCGUUUGUCAUCUGAUGGUGUGCUCACUGUGACCGCUCCAAAACAACCCUCGGCUUUGAAGAACGAGAAAAAUGUUCCGAUUCAACAAACCGGCCCAGUACGAAAGGAAACUAGAGAUGAAAUAAAAGAUUCCGAAGAAAAGAAGUGA